AUGGCUGAGAACACUACCACUCACGCACGAGGCUCGAGCGGCCAAAAUGCUGACAGCGAACUCUUCGUCAUCAUCGAAGAAGAUGAAUUCAUGUCCGAGGAGCAUUCACACACCCAACAAGAAACAGCGUCAUUGGACUCGACGGAGGAAGUCACCGCUGAAGAGGCCAAUGCUGCAGCAAGGCAAGCUAUUGAUGAUGAGUACGCACGUGUCGUUGCUAUCGCAGCCGCUCGGGGGUCCGAUCAUUCAGCUUUGUCAGUGUUGAAAGACGUUACGCUCAAGACGGCCAAACAUAUUGGCAAGUGGCUGCACCCUUCCAGGAUCCCGAGCCCGGAGGAGGCUCGGUGUCCUUGCUUCAAUGACCCGACUGACGGUUUCUAUGCUUGCGAAAUCCAGGAGCACGUCGCCGCUGGCUUCAAGAGACUGCGCGAAAAGAACAAGCGGAACAACUGA
Lasiodiplodia theobromae is the source of this 453-nucleotide messenger RNA. RefSeq lists its product as uncharacterized. The transcript has a single exon. The record is from RefSeq and is a predicted model, not a curated record. Bases 1 to 453 code for a protein of 150 amino acids. Lineage: Eukaryota; Fungi; Ascomycota; Dothideomycetes; Botryosphaeriales; Botryosphaeriaceae.